CCAUGGCGACCCCGGCUGCUGCCUCCUGCGGCCUGUUUGUUGCAUUUUGGUCACGACAUAAAGAAAGAAACCCGGGGGGAGGGGGCGCGCGCGUCUAGCUGUAGAGUGGGUUGCCCCCCCCCCCCCCCCCCCGUCUCUUUUGAAACCCAGCUGGGACCAGCAACAGGAACAAAUGUGAAUUAAGGGCUUGAGUGCUUUUUCAUGAAAUGGAGGAAAAGUGGUAUUCUACUGAAGCUCAUGGUGGUGGUGAUAACGUUCAGGAUGAACAAAAAAAGAGGAAGAGCGUUUCUGCUUCUAGCUCCUCGGCAUCCAUCCGCCAAUCUCUUGAGAACCUGUUGUCUAGUUCUUCAGUCUCUCUAGAUUUGAGCAAAAAGGAUCUGCAGCAUCUAACUGAAGAUAUAUAUAAGUUAUUAAACCUUAAAAAUCUAUAUCUGGAAGGAAAUGCCCUGUCGGUGAUUCCAGAGGACUUUUUUCAGCACCUGCCAAAUCUAGUUUGGCUGGAUCUGCGAUAUAACAGAAUUAAAGAGCUGCCCCCGGGAAUUGGAUGCCACAAGCAAUUGAAAACUCUGCUGUUAGAAAGAAAUCCUAUUAAAAGACUGCCUGUAGAGCUUGGUAACGUAAAUUCACUCACAGCCUUGAAUCUCAGGCAUUGUCCUCUGGAGUUUCCACCAACUGAAGUGGUACAGAAGGGCCUACCAGUUAUUUUAAGCUUCCUUCAAAAGUACAGUAAUCUGGAUGACUCGGAUCCUGUUACUCCAGAAUUGCCUUCUCUGCUAGAACAAGAAGCGAAGGCCAUUGUUAGAGAAUACAAGAGAAAAUACGACAGACCACCAGAUCGUAGGAAAGCUUUCAACGAUUUGUGGAGACAGAUGAGUUUCAUUAAAAUGCCUCCCAUUGAAAAGUUAAACUUGACAGACCUUGUGAAAUCGAGUCUGGAUUUGUCAGAUGGAUGGCCUAAUGAGGAGGAAAUGGUACGAUUUCAGAAGCUGAGGGAAGAAAUGAUACAAGAUGAAAGAGAAGAGUAUCUGGCUGACCAAAAGUUGUACAACGAAUCUAUGACUUCCAUUUUCUCAAAGAGAUCCAGGGCAAAACAGAGUGUCUCAUGCAAAUGGACCGUGGCCACACCCAGGGGCAAGAAGAAGUUGUUCCCGGCUGUUUCAUCCUAUGAUCUUCUUAUUCAGACUAAGAGGGCUGAAGACUGUCGAUUAGCAGCACUCAAGGAUAUGAAACAGAAACUAGCUUUAAUUGAACAGCGGAGAAAAGAUAAAGAAGUGCUUCAGAAAUGGAGGAGACAGGCCAAGUUGAUGAGAGAGAAGAAGACAGAGCUAUAUACAUUUUCAUCAGAAAAAAGAGACAAGGUUUCACAGAAUGCACCUUAUGCUACCGACGACGAUAGCAAUUACCAUGGCAAGCUAAAAGGCUGGGAAGUGCCGAACAAACAAGAAAGCCCAGCAGAGAUGACGCUGAAUUCGAGUCCAGAGAAAACCACUGAGGAAGCAAGACUUGCCAAAUACAAGGAAGUGGAAAAUCGUAUCAGGCAGCACACACAGAUAAUGAAAGAAAAAAGGAAAAAGUCAGCAGGAAUACCCUUUGAGAAUAUGAAAAAAGCAAAUGAAGACUUUCAAAAGGCUGAGGAACUGGAAGGAGAGCUAGCUGAGGUGAAAAAGGAUCUUCACCCAGAAUAUCGAUUCACUGCCUUUACUGGAGAAUUGCCACCUGCACUUGAUAAGCCAUUAUCAGUCACAAAACCCCAAAAUAUCUUUUCUAAAAUGACAUUUUAAUGACAUAAGAAUAUUGUUCAUGCAACAAGCACGUGAAGUUGCUUGCUUUUCAGUGGAUCUGUGUCUCACCAGACUUCAUAAAGUUGUCUUUUCUCUUCUC
Molecule: messenger RNA, 1881 nt
Organism: Sphaerodactylus townsendi
Lineage: Eukaryota; Metazoa; Chordata; Lepidosauria; Squamata; Sphaerodactylidae
Gene: LRRC27
Product: leucine rich repeat containing 27
Exons: 13
Coding region: 207-1781 (524 amino acids)
Molecular function (GO): protein binding
Source: RefSeq, a predicted model, not a curated record